Zygosaccharomyces rouxii is the source of this 333-nucleotide messenger RNA. RefSeq names its product DNA-directed RNA polymerase III core subunit RPC11 (gene RPC11). NCBI's taxonomy places the organism in Eukaryota, Fungi, Ascomycota, Saccharomycetes, Saccharomycetales, Saccharomycetaceae. The record is from RefSeq and is a predicted model, not a curated record. Gene Ontology annotation, molecular function: nucleic acid binding; DNA-directed RNA polymerase activity; zinc ion binding. The transcript has a single exon. Gene Ontology annotation, biological process: DNA-templated transcription; termination of RNA polymerase III transcription. The coding region runs from base 1 to 333 and encodes 110 amino acids. Gene Ontology annotation, cellular component: RNA polymerase III complex.
AUGCUAUCAUUCUGUCCCCUCUGUAAUAAUAUGCUACUGAUAGCGAGUUCAGAUAGUGGGAUAUAUACUUUGACGUGUAAAUCUUGUCCCUAUGAGUUCCCCAUAGAGGGCAUCGAGGUCUACGAUAGAAAGAAAUUGCCAAGGAAAGAAGUCGAUGAUGUGCUCGGUGGUGGAUGGGAUAAUGUCGAUCAAACAAAGGUUCAAUGUCCUAAUUAUGACAAGUGCGCUGGUGAAAGUGCCUAUUUCUUCCAGUUGCAAAUCAGAUCUGCUGAUGAGCCGAUGACGACUUUUUUCAAAUGUGUCAACUGUGGAAAUCGUUGGAAGGAAAAUUAA